CACAUUGACGUCCACAAUCGAUACACUCGAUUGCAUGUGAUAGAGAAAAUGUACGUCAUGUGAUUGUGGUACUAUUUUUUUCGCACGAAGCAGUCACCUGUCAGCCGAGAAAAAUACAAUUACGCCAGCAAACUGCACACAGAUAAAUUAACUCGUGCAAGAUGGCGGCCCAAAUACGCACUGUCGUUACGAACACAUUUCUCACGCUCUUUGUCAGCGUAGCCGUCGUACUCAUUCUUUACUAUGUUUUCAAUGGGCAGGGCGAGCGUGUCAGCGUUGGCUGGUUCCUGAGCACAACGAGUCCCUAUAUGUGGGCCUGUCUCGGCAUCGGACUCUCCGUCUCCCUAUCUGUGGUGGGCGCCGCAUUGGGCAUUCACACAACUGGCACAAGCAUUGUGGGCGGAGGCGUGAAGGCGCCUCGCAUUAAGACCAAGAACUUGAUUUCGGUCAUUUUCUGCGAGGCUGUGGCCAUUUAUGGCCUGAUUACGGCUAUUGUGCUGUCCGGCCAGCUGGAUCAGUUCCAGAUGAGUGUGGUGCUAAAUAAUCAGGCGCUACAAAACUCAAAUUGGCUCUCGGGUUACCUCAUCUUUGGCGCCGGCCUUGCCGUCGGCCUUGUCAAUUUAUUCUGUGGCAUUGCGGUCGGUAUUAUCGGCUCUGGCGCGGCGCUGUCGGAUGCAGCCAAUGCGGCACUUUUCGUCAAAAUUUUAAUUGUGGAAAUUUUCGGUUCGGCCAUCGGUCUCUUCGGCCUCAUCGUCGGCAUCUACAUGACGUCCAAGUCCAAGAUGGGCGACAAGGAAUAAAGUGCACUGCAGCUGCCACACAAACUUAAAGCAUUUUGGCUUUCAGCGUUUGUUAUCACGCGACCCCUCAAACAACCAACAAACAAAAAGAAGAUAAAAAAUAAAUCAUUCAGUCAUUCCCACAGUAAAAACGAAACACAUCAACAGCAGUGUUUCACCAUUUUUUGGAAAUUACAACAAAUUGUUUGUUCAGUUACAGUUACCAGAGCCACGCUUCAACAUGGGACUUUAGUUACUUAUUAAGUUAAAAGUGUUAAAUGGUUUAAUUUUCUCGUUGCGCACAUUCCGCCAAUUAUCAGCAUCAACUAACAAUCAAUUGGCGCCCGAAUGUGCGUCGUGCGAAAAUUGCAAAUAUUAUUUAUGAUUAAUUUGGCUUUUGUAAGAAAAGCGAAGUUUCAAAAUAUUAGUACGAAAGAAAGACGUGUGUGUAUGAUUAUUGUAUAAGUUGUUGUUAUAAGUACCUAUCUAUAUAUAUAUAUGUUCUUUUGGCACUUGUAUUUCUAACAUGUAUUAUACUAUUAACUACAAAUAAAGGUAAAAACUGUAUAUUUUAUGCUACUGUUAAAUCAGAAGUAUGUAAUAGUA
This is a messenger RNA of Scaptodrosophila lebanonensis, 1385 nucleotides long. RefSeq names its product V-type proton ATPase 21 kDa proteolipid subunit-like. Gene Ontology annotation, cellular component: proton-transporting V-type ATPase, V0 domain. The transcript is spliced from 3 exons. The coding region runs from base 162 to 800 and encodes 212 amino acids. Gene Ontology annotation, molecular function: proton-transporting ATPase activity, rotational mechanism. Gene Ontology annotation, biological process: proton transmembrane transport. NCBI's taxonomy places the organism in Eukaryota, Metazoa, Arthropoda, Insecta, Diptera, Drosophilidae. The record is from RefSeq and is a predicted model, not a curated record.